AGCCUCUACCGCGUCCUGGGGCUGGAGAAGGGCAGCUCGCCCGAGGAGAUCAAGCGGGCGUACCGGAAGCUGGCGCUGCGCUACCACCCCGAUAAGAACCCGGACGAUCCGGCGGCGGCCGAACGCUUCAAGGAGAUCAACAGCGCUCACGCCACGCUCAGCGACGCCGACCGGAGACGGCUGUACGAUCAGUACGGAUCGCUGGGCCUCUACGUGGCCGAGCAGUUCGGAGACGAUGCCGUCCGUCACUACUUCCUCAUGUCCCAAUGGUGGUUCCAGGUGGGCGCCGGGCACGGGGGGCUCCGGGGAGCUGGGGUGGGGGUCACACGGUGGCCCCGGGG
This is a messenger RNA of Meleagris gallopavo (turkey), 341 nucleotides long. The record is from RefSeq and is a predicted model, not a curated record. NCBI's taxonomy places the organism in Eukaryota, Metazoa, Chordata, Aves, Galliformes, Phasianidae.